AUGUCUACCGGAUCGCCAACUUCGGACCAUGUCGACACUCGCUUCAGCACCCCAGUGCCAGAAUUGGACGACCAUCGUCUUCAAGCGUCAUCGCUUCCUCGAGCAGAAACGAGCGCACCACGGAACAUUCGAAGACUGACCGGUCGAAGUGGCUCUAUCGAUCACCCGGUUCUACUGCAGGUCAAUGAAGCAAUACGUGGCCCUUGUACAAUUCCACGAGACCUCGAGAAUGCUAUCGUUGAUGAAGAUAGGAGUGGCAAUCAAGACCAAUUGAGUCCGAACAUCAGGCGGGGCUCAAGCGGCUUUAGUCCUACGGUUCCCCGCCGCUCUGCCAAUCGUUCAGUCCGGGAGCGUGACCGUUCUCGAGAUUCUUCGUCGUCUUACUCAAGCUCACCCCCUAAUUCUGUUGAUGCAUUUGCCGAUCCUCGACGGCGGGAACGUGCGAACACCCUUGAGAGCAGAGCGCCCUCUGAUGUUGAAGCGAACCAGACGCGCCAAAGACCUCUUUCGAGUACAACCCAGCAAUUACGGCCAACAAUUAGCAACGCCAGCGUCGUUCGAGCCGAUACACGGAGGGAUGACGAUGACAGUCCGCCAGAGGAUGAUGUUUGCUUUCCUCAACUUGAUGAUUCAGGCAAGACCUAUACAAUAGACUUCGAGGAGCUGGAGGAAUUCGUUGCACUUUGUGCCCAGGGGCAGAUCCCAUCUGCCCUCAAUCGUGGCACACGUAAACAAAGUGUGAGCUCCAAGCAUGAGAAGUCCAUGGUCUUUCAUGAUGUAAGGCACCUUCAUGUGCCGCGAAUUGUUAGGACAUCGGCAAGUCCAGAUCCAGAGCCUUUGCAGUACGAUCCGGCAUCUGACACCCCGCCUUCCAAAUCUUCUGACAUGGACGAAAAACUCUCACUAAUGGAGAGCGCUGUUGCACCUCCUGAACCCGAUCGUUUCUGCUUGUUCUCUUCAGAAAUGCAAUCCGUGCAACAUGCUUCGGGCCUUGGUGGUCUUGUCGCCAAUGGGAAUACUUUCCGAGACCUCUUCGAAUUACCUCCUGACGGUGGUGGUGUCUGGUGGCUAGACGUGGUCAACCCGACUAAAGACGAACUUGUCGCAAUUGGCAAGGCGUUCAGAGUCCACCCCCUGACGGUUGAAGAUAUUGAAACACAGGAAGCACGUGAGAAAGUUGAGCUCUUCCACCAGUAUUAUUUUGUCACGUUCCGAACAUUCAUUAUGGACAAAAAUGACGAAGAUUUCCUCGACCCUAUCAAUCUCUAUAUUGUGGUUUUCAGGAAUGGUCUGCUCACCUUUUCUUACUCGGAGCAACCACACGGCCGAACUGUACGACGAAGAAUCAGUAAGAUGAGCGAUUAUCUCUCUCUUGGAGCUGAUUGGAUAUGCUACGCAUUGAUCGAUGAUAUCGUCGACUCCUUUGGACCCGUCAUACGCGAUGCAGAGCGUGAAUCUGAAGAUAUCGAAGACCAGGUAUUCAUUGCUCGCGAAGAUGAUUACGCUGCUCUGCUCAGGCAAAUCGGCAUCUCCCGCAAGAGGGUGCUCAAUAUGAUGCGGCUCCUCGGCGGUAAGGCAGAUGUCAUCAAGGGCUUUGCCAAACGCUGCAACGAACAAUUCUCGGCGGCGCCUCGCGCUGACAUUGGACUCUAUCUCGGCGACAUUCAAGAUCACGUUGUUACGAUGAUGUCUAACCUUGGGCACGUGGAGAAGAUGCUCUCCCGAUCUCAUGGGAAUUACCUUGCGCAGCUCAAUGUGGAUAAUCUGGUGCGUGCCAACCACGCCAACAACGUGCUUAGCAAGAUCACGCUCGUGGCCACCAUCCUGGUGCCUCUCAACUUGAUCUGUGGUCUGUUCGGGAUGAAUGUACCAGUGCCAGGAAAGAACUCCGAGUCGCUAGCGUGGUUCUUUGCCAUUCUCGGUGUCAUUGCUGCCAUUGUUGUAGUUAGUCUGGUUGUAGCGAGAAAGCUCCGAGCCAUUUGA
Messenger RNA from Endocarpon pusillum Z07020, 1983 nucleotides. RefSeq lists its product as uncharacterized. NCBI's taxonomy places the organism in Eukaryota, Fungi, Ascomycota, Eurotiomycetes, Verrucariales, Verrucariaceae. Gene Ontology annotation, biological process: magnesium ion transmembrane transport; intracellular magnesium ion homeostasis. The transcript has a single exon. Bases 1 to 1983 code for a protein of 660 amino acids. The record is from RefSeq and is a predicted model, not a curated record. Gene Ontology annotation, cellular component: plasma membrane. Gene Ontology annotation, molecular function: magnesium ion transmembrane transporter activity.